Mucor velutinosus is the source of this 1293-nucleotide messenger RNA. RefSeq lists its product as uncharacterized. The transcript has 3 exons. Gene Ontology annotation, molecular function: 23S rRNA (adenine(1618)-N(6))-methyltransferase activity. The coding region runs from base 1 to 1293 and encodes 430 amino acids. Gene Ontology annotation, cellular component: nucleus. Gene Ontology annotation, biological process: rRNA base methylation. Lineage: Eukaryota; Fungi; Mucoromycota; Mucoromycetes; Mucorales; Mucoraceae. The record is from RefSeq and is a predicted model, not a curated record.
AUGCAUCCAAGAAAUAUUUACAACAAGGAGCCGGAUUUUGGCAUAUUGGCCAAAGAGUUUGCAUCAUUCAGGCCAUUUGUUAAGCAGACUGGAAGUGGUAGAAGUUAUAUUGAUUUCAAGAACCCUGACGCCAACAGACAACUAUGCAAAUGUCUGUUGAAGAAAGAUUUCGAGCUGGAUGUCGAUUUCCCUCUGGAUACAUUAUGCCCUGCUGUACCCAAUCGACUGAACUACAUCUUAUGGCUGGAGGAUUUGAUCGAGGACACACUAUCUAGCAUAAAAGACUGUCUUGGUAUUGACAUUGGUGUUGGAGCUUCCUGUAUAUACCCUUUACUUGGAUGUGCGACAAAUCCCACAUGGCGCUUUCUAGGCACAGAAAUCAGCCAAAGAUCAGUAGACAUUGCACGACAAAAUGUAGAAAGAAAUCACCUUGACAAGCAAAUCACAAUCAAAUACAAUCCAGAGCCACGCAGAAUAUUUCUAGUGGAGGAGAAUACAAAAUACACAUUCAGCAUGUGCAAUCCACCAUUUUACAGCAGCCAGGAAGAGAUCGACCAAGGCUUGCUCAACAAAGAAUUGGAGCCAUCAGCAAUUUGUACUGGAUCCGAUAACGAGAUGAUUACCAAGGGCGGCGAGUUUGCCUUUAUCAAGCUCAUGGUCAUGGAAAGCCUGCAAUUGCAGCAACAAAUACACUGGUAUACAAGCAUGAUUGGGAUGAAAAGAACGAUCCGGCCUUUGGUGCGAUUAUUAAACGACCAAGGCAUCACCAACUACACAAUCACAAAUUUUACUCAGGGCAAAACUGUACGAUGGGCUAUUGCAUGGUCGUUUCAUCCUGAGCGUCCUGUUCAUGUGCAUGCCAUUGAGACAUGGCGGCCUGUUUAUCAAUUCGAGAUCAAGCUGCCCAAGGAAAUAGCAUUUGUGCAAGACUGUACAAACGAUAUAUUGCAAGAUUUGGAGAUUGAUUACUCGGUAGAGGAGGAGGAUGUGGAUGAGAUCAUUUUAUCUUGCACUGCACCUAAAAACACAUGGUCAAGAGCAGCAAGACGUCAGAAAAAAAGACAAAAACUACAAAAAGAAGACCCUAUUGAUACCAACACGGCAAUGGAGACUCAAGAGCCUUUUGUGUUUCGAUUGGAUGUGUCCAGCAGUCGGUCGAAAUCGAGCACUUGGUAUCAGAUUGUGUGGCUGUCAGGAGGAAAUAAGCAGCAAUUUGAAGGCUUUUGGUCGCAUUUGAGAAAGAGAGUGGAGGAGCAAUGCGGCAUUCAUAGUGGGACAAGAUUUAACAAGUGA